This is a messenger RNA of Chenopodium quinoa (quinoa), 723 nucleotides long. RefSeq lists its product as uncharacterized. The record is from RefSeq and is a predicted model, not a curated record. Lineage: Eukaryota; Viridiplantae; Streptophyta; Magnoliopsida; Caryophyllales; Amaranthaceae. The coding region runs from base 1 to 723 and encodes 240 amino acids. The transcript has a single exon.
AUGUGUCGAAAUAAUCCUCAACUACCACAACAAUUUCUUAGCAGAAUAAACACUCCUAAUUUAUUCUCUCAACUUCCCCAACAAAAUCCUCAAACUGGUACAAGAACUCCAACACUUAAUUUGCCACAGCAUUCGAAAACAACCCAACCGUCUCCAAGUGAGGAAGGAAGUAAUUCCGAAACCCAAAUUCCUUCAUCUCCAAGCAGGGAUGGAAGCGAUUCUGAAACAUCAAAUGAAGAGUACAGCAGUGAAUCACAACCAUCACAAUUCGAUGAAGAUGUUCUUCAGAUAAACCUCCCACAACUUAACCAAACACAAUUCAACCUGAAAUGGAGAGUAGAUGAAGAUAAAGCUCUCCUUUCGGCUUUUAUGAUGUCAGGGGUAGAUCAACUCAAGGGCACCAGUGAAACAUCGAGAGAAAAGUGGGUGAAUAUUAUGCGAGACUUUGAGUUGGCUCGACAAGAGGAUCCUUACAACAUCAGGCAUAGAAAAAUGGAGGCUAUCAAAAGUCGAUGGAGAAGAAUGAAUUUGUCUGUGAAAAAGUGGGUUGAUGUGUACGCAGAAGCAAAGAAACAGAAAGGCAGUACAUCAAGUGAGGCUGAUAUCUUGGCCGAAGCCCAUAGGAUGUAUCAAGGGUGCUCAAAUGGAGCACAGUUCACAUUCGAGCACUCGUGGGACAUAACGAAGCAACAUCGUAAUUGGCAGGGCUCAAUGAAACAGUAG